UGUUUUAUUUUCCUGUUGGAUUUCGCUGGGACUUCUACAUUUCGCUCCAAAAUGCACCUCACUUGGGAGGAUUGCCCGGAGGACAAGAUUGUGACAGUUGAGUACCUGUGCACUAAGUCGGGGGGACAGAACACCACCUGUCUCAGGAGGAGAUGCUGUGAGGGGUACCGAUUUGUGAUGGGCCAGUGCAUACCAGAAAGUGUGGAUGUGUGUGCGGCCUCCCCCUGCGAGCAGCAGUGCACUGACCACUUCGGACGGGUCGUCUGCACCUGUUACCCUGGGUUUCGCUUUGAUCGAGAGCGUCAUCGCAGUCACCAGUACCCAUACUGCCUCGAUGUGGAUGAGUGUGUGGAGUCGAAUGGCACAGUGUGUGAGCAGACCUGUGAGAACACGCCGGGCAGCUUCCUGUGUCACUGUCACAGCGGCUACAGCCUGGGCGUCGACCAGCGAUCCUGCGUCCCCCGUCACAACCUGAGUGCCUCGGGUGGGAAGUCGGACACUCAGGUUAGUGCUGGGUCCUGCUCCUUCACCUGCCAGGACUUCAUCAGCAUGAGGACCAGCCUACUGCAGCUGAAACUGAGGCUGACUAGUGCUCCGCCCAGCCCCCAGAUACCGUCCCCAGACCUACCCAACAGCAGUGACAAGCCAUCACAAAGGUGGGGGGUGAAAGGGCCUAACACCCCCACUCUACCUGGCUCCCCCGGACCCCCUGGAGCACCAGGAAUGCUGGGACUACCAGGAGGGAAAGGGGAAUCUGGAACCAGGGGCCCACCCGGCCCUCAGGGGCCACGGGGGGACAUGGGCCCCAUGGGGCCAGAGCCAGACCUGGGGCAUGUUAAGAGAGGACGCAGGGGCCCAGUGGGCCCGGCAGGUGCACCAGGGAGAGAUGGGAAGAAGGGGGACAGGGGCCCUCCUGGUCCGAGAGGCCCACCGGGACCUCCCGGCUCCUUCGACUUCCUCCUGCUGAUGCUGGCCGACGUUCGCAAUGACAUCAUGGAGCUGCAGGAGCAGGUGUUCAGGAACGGGCGUGGCGUGGCCCUGGAGGACCCGCCUCUGUCUAGCAGAGAGAAUGCUCGUAAUGAAUGGGGUUCGGGGGACUAGAGGAGGUAUCGCACAGCACCUGACACUGGGAGUCUCAGGUAUAGCGCCGCCUAAAGGAAAUGCCAGAGAAGAAAAAUAAAUAUUCCAGCACAAACUCUGAAUGUACAUUCAUUGUCCUGGGACGCGCAAAUGCUUUAAAACGCUUGCCCUCUGCCUGCUUUGUGGCUGGCAUCAACAGUUUUGACAUUUCCUUGUGUACUUCCAAGAUAGCGGAACUGUUUAGAGAACAUUGCUCAAUGGGAUUCCACUCAAAUGCAAAACAAAUGGCUUGCUGUGAAGUUGCCUCUGCCUUGUGGAAUGUAUUUGCGCGUUUGCCGAAGAACGGUCAGAUGACAGCUGGUCCUGGGCGGCACCAGCAUUGGCUUUAAUGUUAAUAACAGUGCGGCUCCCUUUACAGUUACCCGGACCAAUGUGACCUCUCUGAUUUACUGAACAUCAAAACAAGGACAAUGCCAUUUACGGGGGACCUUCCUAUUUAAAAAUAUAUAUACAGUAUUGACAGCAAUUGUACAGCUAAAUAUAUAUAUAUUUUUAAUUACCUCUAUGUGUGUCUCCACAACCUGUCUCUCAUUUUCUGUUUAGGUCCUUAAAGGGCCAGUCUGGCCUAUUAGUAGAUCAUUGAUCCUGAAACACCAGCUGUGCUGUAGUGAUUGCAUCACCCUCAUUUGACCAUGCUGUACUGAGCAACCCUGAGGGAUUAGAGUGUUGGAUUACUAGCUGAUCAUUGUGUGGUGGAAUGGUGUGUGAGUUGUGCUGGGGAACAUGUUUAUUAUUACACGUGGAGGUUUUCUCUGGAUUCUGGAUGUGUACCUGUUUACCUGUGUGCUUUGCAUUAAUUUAAACAAUGUUUGGAUGUUGGACUGUGAAUUGUUCCACAGUGUACGGGUGUAUAUGUGAGCAAGUGAGCGAGAGAAAACAAUGUUAGAAGUAGAUGAAGGUAGGGUGUAAGAGCUAUUGAACAAAUCUCACGUGCCUGCUUUCUCAAUCAAAGUUCUUGCCUAUGGGCAUUUCCUUUACAUCCAGCAGGGGGUGCUAUUGCAUAUGAAAAGCCUUGUUUUGGAAGUGGCAGGUAUUGGCAAUGCAAUUUUCUUGGCCCUAAAAUGCUCUUGUUCAUUACAUAAUUCUUCAUGCUUGUUUCUUUCUCAUGCAGCACAAAAACAACAUUGUUUGGACUGCUUUGUUCCAUUCUUUCAACUUAAGUCUCUGCUGCAUCGGCCUAAACAGCUGGCGUGUGAAUGUUUUGGAGAUUUCUGAAAGCAAUCCUUUAAAGAGAUCAGGAGAAAAUCUGUGUAAUUUGGGUUACUGCAUGUGCUGAAUGUUGCAAGCUUGUAAGAAUAUUCAUAUUAUCAGAUGACUAUCAAUAGGAUAAUAAUACGCUAUGGUAUCAAAAUUGUGGGCCUUGUUUUU
Messenger RNA from Conger conger (European conger), 2508 nucleotides. RefSeq names its product collagen and calcium-binding EGF domain-containing protein 1-like. The transcript has 11 exons. Gene Ontology annotation, molecular function: calcium ion binding. Lineage: Eukaryota; Metazoa; Chordata; Actinopteri; Anguilliformes; Congridae. The record is from RefSeq and is a predicted model, not a curated record. Bases 52 to 1101 code for a protein of 349 amino acids.